Sphaerodactylus townsendi is the source of this 1083-nucleotide messenger RNA. RefSeq lists its product as uncharacterized. The record is from RefSeq and is a predicted model, not a curated record. Gene Ontology annotation, molecular function: oxidoreductase activity. NCBI's taxonomy places the organism in Eukaryota, Metazoa, Chordata, Lepidosauria, Squamata, Sphaerodactylidae.
UGCCCUUUUCUUUGCUCGCUGAUUGGAGAGUCUAUGUGGUCCGUCCCGCUCUAGGGCCGCUUGCCCCUCUGCUACGCACUUGCACGACAGACUGGCCAUGCAGAACCAGCCGGUUGCGCGGGAGCUUCCGGGAUCCUGGCCACUAGAACGUACAGUAUGGUUGAAUACUGGAGCUCCUAUGCCGCUUCUGGGGCUGGGCACUUUCCGUCUGCAAGACAAGGAGACGGUGCGCCUCAGUCUGAAUGCUGCUUUAGAGAACGGCUACCGUUUGGUGGACACGGCUGCCGUUUACGGCAACGAGGCAGCCAUAGGAAAUGCACUGCGUGAGCUCCUGCCACGCUAUGGCCUCAGCCGCAAGGACAUCUUCCUUACCAGCAAGCUGAGCCCAAAGAGACCAGGGAGAGGUGCUAAAACAGCCUGCCUCCCAUCGUUGCAGGAACUGGGCUGCAGUUACCUGGACCUCUAUCUCAUCCAUUGGCCGGGCACACAAGGCCGGCCUCAGGAAGAUAAAGGUAACGGAGAACGGCGACAACAGAGCUGGCGAGCUCUGGAGAGGCUGCAUGAAGCCUAGGAAGCUCGAGGAGCCAUUAGAGGUCUCAAGGUACACUGGUAAGGCACCUCGAAGUCUUUGCUGGCCCGAGCUGCAGCGUGCCCAGCAGGUGCUCAAGUAGGUUCACAUCCAGAAUUGGCCCAGUCGGAACUGCUGGAUUUCUGUCACCAGAACGGCAUCCAUCUGCAGGCUUAUUCUUCGCUGGGAACUGGCCAGCUCCUGAGGCGGCCAGAGAUAGUGAAGGUUGCUGAACAUCAACGGCGUACCCCUGCUCAGGUAUUGCUACGCUGGGCUCUGCAGCAGGGUGUGAGCGUCAUCCCCAAGUCCACGUCCCCGACCCGCGUAUCUGAGAACAGUGCGCUGUGGGAUUGGAACUUGACCCAAACUGAGAUGGAGGAAUUAAGAACACUGGAUUGUGGGAAACACUAUUGUUGGGAUCCCAGUGGUGUGGCAUAGGGGUGUGUGUAUGUGUGUGGGAGGGGAGCUGUAAAUGUGAAUUUGAAGUCUUGUCAAAAGCUUUCAUGGCCAGAAUC